This is a messenger RNA of Folsomia candida, 613 nucleotides long. RefSeq names its product antileukoproteinase. Lineage: Eukaryota; Metazoa; Arthropoda; Collembola; Entomobryomorpha; Isotomidae. The transcript is spliced from 2 exons. Gene Ontology annotation, cellular component: extracellular region. The record is from RefSeq and is a predicted model, not a curated record. Gene Ontology annotation, molecular function: peptidase inhibitor activity. Bases 83 to 508 code for a protein of 141 amino acids.
CAUACACUAACUUAUUCACUUGUGACUUUGUUCCUACAAUUUCUAAAUACUAGAUCGUCCAUUCUAUAUAAAUAUUGUAAAAAUGGUGUACUUAAUUAAAUGGUUUAUUUUUCUGCUAGCGGUUGGCGCUGGACUUACCCAGUCGCAGACAAGAGGCGAAUGUCCACGAGGAAGGGAAGUUAGUUCGUGCGACUUUGACUACGACAUAAAUUGUUUGGAAGACAUGGACUGCACGACCAGAGGCAAAAUUUGUUGUCCGGAUGGAUGCAAUAAGAGCUGCAUGGACCCAAUUCGCCGUCCCCCCACAAAAGCAAGACGACUGAAAUGUCCACGAAGGGGUCCACCUUCCUAUACACCCUGUGUAUUCGACCCAGAAACGAAUUGUGUAGAAAACUCUGACUGCGGUGAUGUCAGGAUAUGUUGUCCCUCAGAAUGUGGCAAAGAAUGCGUUUACGGAGUUGACACUUCUCGUCAAUAUGCCAGACGUGGAGAAGUUUGGUUACGUUAAGCUCAUAAAUGUUUAUAAUUAUGUUAGUUAACUAAUUUCAGCAAUGUACAUACAUCAAAAGUAGAGUGAAAUACAGCAAUCUAUGCCAUACCUUCUCGUUAAGAA